Aspergillus wentii DTO 134E9 is the source of this 475-nucleotide messenger RNA. RefSeq lists its product as uncharacterized. The transcript has a single exon. The coding region runs from base 181 to 351 and encodes 56 amino acids. The record is from RefSeq and is a predicted model, not a curated record. Lineage: Eukaryota; Fungi; Ascomycota; Eurotiomycetes; Eurotiales; Aspergillaceae.
CUGAUCGCACAUGACCUCGCGUGACCUUCCCGGAUUUUAUCCGAUGCCAUAAAUCAAACCGCCAUGAUUGGACGGUGGCGACUCGGACCGGAGCCGAGAAUGCCCCGAGGCCUCAUUCCUAAAGAUUCCGUUCAGAAGACGAAAAGAACAAAGAAAACAUCAAGAUGAUAGUGACGAUGCAUGGGAUGGAACAUUCAGUCUGCUUCAGCCAAUCUGGAUGUUGAUGUUCGUAAUUUGCGUUUGCUGAUAAUGCAGAGCGUCGCAUUUGCCUUCUUCUCGGUGGACCUAUCCGGGUUAACGGUUAUCUUAUCCUUGCGAGGACUGCUUCACUCCGCGGAGAUGUCGCUGUAAACAGUCAAACAUGAGACAAAAAGGAAGAGAAUAGAAUCUUAUGAUGGCCACCAGCGGGUAUUGCGGCCGAAAUACCCGCCGACUGAUAUUUCUUUCAGGAUUAUUUAAACUGACAUCAGUUCAC